AUGCUUCGCGCUUCAGCUGUCACUAGCCCGGCUAAGCCUGUGCCUCCGCCGAAAACCUUUCGUGUCUUGGGAGAAAACAUACACGAGAAGUCGGUUACCUACAAGGCCAUAUCCCCAGAGCCGGUGAAGGCGCCGGUACUCGGCCAACCCUCACCUCGUCAGCCAACAUCCUCCGUCUCCUCGUACGGUGGGCUCGGUUAUCGUUUUGCUAGCGUGGAGCGACUGACACAACGACAUAAACUCUAUGAUAAUAACCUUGUCCAGAAUGCAUUCUUAACCGAAAUAAACAGCUCUUCAAGAGCCUCGUCACCAAGUCUGACUUUGUCAUAUAAACGGGAGAUUUCCCGCCCAGAUGGAUGUUCCAGCGUCACUACGUCAACGUAUAAUGUACCACCUACUGCCACUACGCCAUAUUCCUCUUCUGAGCCAUUGAAUUCUACAAAAGAGAGUUUCUUGACUAAAGAGAGGGAGAAAGAAACGGUAUCUUUAAAGGACAUGAAAGGCUACGUAGGGUUUGCCAACCUUCCUAAUCAAGUGUACAGAAAGGCUGUCAAACGUGGAUUUGACUUCACUCUCAUGGUAGUAGGUCAGUCAGGUCUGGGGAAGUCUACUCUCAUCAACUCCAUGUUUCUUACGGAUAUCUACUCCAACGAGUAUCCAGGCCCUUCCCGAAGGAUAAAAAAAACAACACAAGUAGAAACACACACAGUCUUCCUGCGAGAAAAUGGUGUUAAUCUAACUCUUACAAUAGUAGACACACCAGGUUUUGGAGAUGCAGUAGACAAUAGUGAAUGUUGGCAGCCUAUCGUAGACUUCAUAGAUACCAAAUAUGAGGAUUUCUUGAAUGCGGAGACUCGAGUCCAUCGUACCACAAUAGCAGAUUCACGAGUUCACUGUUGUUUGUACUUCAUUAGUCCUGGACAUGGUUUGAAGCCUUUGGAUAUAGAGUUCAUGAGAAGAUUACAUGAAAAAGUAAACAUCAUUCUUCUUGUUGCUAAAGCAGACACAAUGACUUCAGAAGAAUGCAAUCAGUUUAAAAAAAGAGUGCUAAAUGAAAUUGCACGAGAAAAGAUUCGCAUCUAUGAGUUUCCAGACUGUGAAGAUGAAGAAGAACUUAAAAUUCAGAAACAUCUGAAAGAACGAGUACCAUUUGCUGUAUUGGGAAGCAAUGUAACCAUAGAAUUCAAUGGUAAAAGAGUGAGAGGCAGGAAGUAUCCUUGGGGUGUUGCAGAAGUGGAAAACUUGGAACAUUGUGAUUUUCUAGCCCUCAGGAACAUGCUCAUAAGAACUCACAUGCAAGAUUUGAAGGAUGUAACCAGUAAUGUUCAUUAUGAAAAUUAUCGAUGUUUGAAAUUGGCUGGAGUUCGUUGUGAUGGGAAACCAGAGGCUUUAGAAAACAAAUUAAAUCUUAUCUUGGAUGGGAGAGACUCUCUGUUGGGGGAUUCUACUCCCACACCACCACCACCACCACCAUCCCAGUAG
This is a messenger RNA of Limulus polyphemus (Atlantic horseshoe crab), 1482 nucleotides long. Its product is annotated as septin-7-like. Bases 1 to 1482 code for a protein of 493 amino acids. The record is from RefSeq and is a predicted model, not a curated record. Gene Ontology annotation, molecular function: GTP binding; molecular adaptor activity; GTPase activity. The transcript has 11 exons. Lineage: Eukaryota; Metazoa; Arthropoda; Merostomata; Xiphosura; Limulidae. Gene Ontology annotation, biological process: cilium assembly; cytoskeleton-dependent cytokinesis. Gene Ontology annotation, cellular component: cell division site; septin ring; septin complex.